AUGCAUACAUGUUUAGCGCUGAAUUGUAUUACAUGCGAAGCUGAAGAAAACGGUGCGCUAUGGCCACGUACGAAGAGUUUAUUCAACAAAAUGAGGAUCGAGAUGCCGCUGAAAGAGAGGCCAGAUCUACCGCCCAUUCAGUAUGAGCCUGUGCUUUGCACAAGAAAUACUUGCCGUGCAGUAUUAAAUCCUAUGUGUCAAGUUGAUUACAGGGCCAAGUUAUGGGUCUGUAAUUUCUGCUUCCAGAGAAAUCCUUUUCCUCCUCAAUAUGCAGCUAUAUCAGAACAGCAUCAGCCUGCUGAACUUAUUCCCAACUUCUCCACUAUAGAGUACACUAUUACCAGGGCCCAAAGUAUGCCCCCAAUUUUCCUUUUAGUAGUGGAUACCUGCUUAGAUGAGGAAGAACUGGGAGCUUUAAAGGAUUCUCUUCAAACAUCACUUAGUUUAAUGCCCCAGAAUGCAUUAGUUGGUCUUAUUACCUUUGGACGUAUGGUACAAAUCCAUGAAUUAGGUACUGAAGGUAUUUACAAAUGCUAUGUAUUCAAGGGCACAAAAGAUCUAUCAGCGAAACAAAUACAAGAACAACUGGCCAUUGGCAGAGUCAAUGUACCAAAUCCACAACAAAGACCAGGAGCUCCUACCCCACAGCCUCCUGCUCACCGUUUUUUGCAGCCAGUUAAGCAGUGUGAUAUGGCUCUAACUGAUCUUUUAAGUGAACUUGGAAGGGACCCCUGGCCACUUGGUGUUGGGAAGCGUCCUUUAAGAAGCAGUGGAGUUGCUCUGUCAUUAGCAGUUGGCUUGCUAGAAGUUACAUACCCUAACACUGGGGCAAGAAUCAUGAUGUUCCUUGGUGGACCUUGCUCCCAAGGUCCAGGCCAAGUUGUUAAUGAUGAGCUGAAACAGCCAAUUAGAUCACAUCAUGAUAUUCACAAGGAUAAUGCUAAAUAUAUGAAGAAGGCUAUAAAACAUUACGAGGCCCUUGCAUUGAGGUCUGCUACUAAUGGGCACGCUAUUGAUAUUUAUUCCUGUGCGUUAGAUCAGACAGGAUUGAUGGAAAUGAAACAAUGUUGUAACUCUACCGGUGGUCAUAUGGUUAUGGGCGACUCAUUCAAUUCCUCAUUAUUCAAACAAACAUUUCAAAGAGUGUUUGUUAAGGACCAGAAGGGUGAUUAUAAGAUGGCAUUCAAUGGUACAUUGGAAGUGAAAUGUAGCCGAGAGUUAAAGAUUUCUGGUGCAAUUGGAUCGUGCGUGUCCCUGAAUGUGAAAGGCCCAAAUGUAUCAGACCAAGAAGUAGGCAUGGGUAACACCUGUCAAUGGAAGAUGUGUACUUUUACACCCAGUACCACUAUGGCCAUAUUCUUUGAGGUUGUUAGUCAGCAUGCCGCACCAGUGCCCGCAGGUGGGCGUGGUUGUGUACAACUAAUUACACACUACCAACAUUCCAGUGGACAACGUCGAAUUAGAGUUACCACCGUUGCCCGCAAUUGGGCAGACCCAGCUGUAAACUUGCCCCACAUCGCAGCAGGCUUCGACCAGGAAGCAGCUGCUGUGGUAAUGGCAAGACUAGUUGUCUAUCGUGCAGAUCAUGAAGAUGGUCCAGAUGUACUCAGAUGGCUUGACAGGAUGCUUAUACGUUUGUGCCAGAAAUUCGGCGAAUAUGCCAAGGACGACCCUAACAGUUUCCGUCUGUCGGAGAACUUCAGUCUAUACCCCCAGUUCAUGUAUCAUCUGCGGCGUUCUCAGUUCCUUCAGGUCUUCAACAACUCUCCAGAUGAGACUACAUUCUACAGACAUAUGUUGAUGCGUGAAGACCUUACGCAGUCGCUGAUUAUGAUCCAGCCUAUCCUCUACUCGUACAGCUUCGGUGGGCCUCCAGAGCCGGUCCUACUAGAUACUUCCUCCAUUCAGCCAGAUAGGAUUCUUCUCAUGGACACAUUCUUCCAGAUCUUAAUCUAUCAUGGAGAGACAAUAGCGCAAUGGCGAGCACUCCGUUACCAAGAUAUGCAAGAGUACGAAAGCUUUGCGCAGCUACUUCGCGCACCUGUCGAUGAUGCGCAGGAGAUUCUGCAAAGCCGUUUCCCCGUACCGAGAUAUAUUGACACAGAGCAUGGUGGCUCACAGGCUCGCUUCCUUCUAUCGAAAGUCAACCCAUCGCAAACACAUAACAACAUGUACGCCUACGGCGGGGCGAUGCCGAUACCAUCUGCGGACGGAGGCGCCCCCGUGCUGACGGACGACGUUUCGUUGCAAGUGUUUAUGGAACACUUGAAGAAAUUAGCGGUGUCAUCGACUGCUUAA
Molecule: messenger RNA, 2298 nt
Organism: Leptosia nina
Lineage: Eukaryota; Metazoa; Arthropoda; Insecta; Lepidoptera; Pieridae
Source: the annotation of a GenBank genome assembly